Messenger RNA from Meleagris gallopavo (turkey), 2430 nucleotides. NCBI's taxonomy places the organism in Eukaryota, Metazoa, Chordata, Aves, Galliformes, Phasianidae. The record is from RefSeq and is a predicted model, not a curated record.
UGCAACCUGGAAACAACAACAAAGUUCAAAAAUGCAGAAAGGUCUGCAAAACUUUGUAUAACUAGCAGCCUGUGUCCCGUCACUAACAAGGAGGAGCUUGAAGAAAUCCGCAAAUGUGGAAUGAAAAACUUCCGUAAUAUCCAGGUUGAUGAAGCUAAUUUAUUGACCUGGCAAGGACUUAUUGUUCCUGACAAUCCUCCAUAUGACAAAGGAGCCUUCAGAAUCGAAAUCAACUUUCCAGCAGAAUAUCCAUUCAAACCUCCUAAGAUUACAUUUAAAACAAAGAUCUAUCACCCUAACAUCGAUGAAAAGGGGCAGGUUUGUCUGCCAGUAAUUAGUGCUGAAAACUGGAAGCCAGCAACCAAAACUGACCAAGUAAUCCAGUCCCUCAUAGCACUGGUGAAUGAUCCACAGCCUGAGCAUCCCCUGCGGGCUGACCUAGCUGAAGAAUACUCUAAGGACCGUAAAAAAUUCUGUAAGAAUGCUGAAGAGUUUACAAAGAAAUAUGGUGAAAAGCGACCAGUGGACUAAUCUGACACAGCUGAUGUCAGCAACGUAUGAUAGAAGAUCGGAGCAGUGCAUUUGAGACAUCCCGUAAAGCAGGACUCUAUGGAAAAUUGACAAGUGCCACCUUUUGGUGUUAACUUGUGGCUGUUACUAACUUUCUACAGUUUUCUUAAUCAAAAGUGGGCUAGGUAACCUGUAAAGGAGGAAUUAAAAAUUUAAGAUGUUCUAGUUCUGCUUUCUUUGUUUAAAAAUCACUGCUUCAAUAUACUUUAAAGUAUGCUGUUUCCUUUUUUUUUUUUGUGUCAGAAUUUAUCAAAAAUAUCUUAGACUUAUAUUCUGCCCUUAAAUUGAAAAGGUUGUGGCUGUCAUUUCUUACUUCUCCUUGCAGUUACCACUAUCCUGAGUUCAUUUUAAUUCAUCAUUGAAUUUUUGCCCCUCCUCAAACUGAUGUCUUAGAAAAAAUAUCCCACUUCUGGCAGAAAAUGAUUGAGUGUUUGGCAGUUUUGUUUACUCUUCUCUUCAAACAUUGCACUGUGCUCUGUGGGACUUGCUGCAAGUUCCCCUUAACUUCAGUUUGUAACGUUAUAAAAAAAACAACCCAACUACAAUCAGAAAUGUCCAGGUCUUAUGUAAAUCUGGCUGAUGUUACCACAAAAUGUUUAUUAAAUGGGGAAAUCCAGUUUCUUGUCUGCGUUAUUGAAUUAGAAUAUGGCUUAUGUCCUGCUUUUGGAAAAUGCUGGAAAAGAAGUAGUAGUAAAAUGUGAUUCCAAACUCCUUUCACUUCUAUUCUUAAUAAAAGUUAGCAUAAGUUGGCUUGGAUAACGUGAACAGAACAACAGUGAGAGACCAGUUUAGAAGUUUCAGAAAUUGCGGACCAAGAGAUACACCAAAACAAUAAACUGGUAUUGAGUGAAAAAGUUGGUAUUCUAGAAAUGAAUUAAUUUCAAAUACUAAAUGUUAGCACUGCUAGUGAGAUUUUUUUCAUCCAAAUGCAUAUGAUAUAUGUUCUAGGGAAUGGCACUCACGCCACUUCCUUCCCAGUUGCUGUACAGUUAUUACUGAAAAUAGUACAAGAGUAGGAUUAAGCAAUAAACUGAAUACACUUCACUGCUACUGUUCCUAUGUUUUAAAAGUACACGUUAGAUCGUUUAAUGACUACUUCACCUUACUGUUCUGACUUGGGCAGAGCUGUUUUCCCUUUGCUCCAGGCGCAGCCACGCAUGCUGAAGGAUGCCCUUUCUGUUCAGAAUUGGGCACCCUUUACUGUGUCUCUAUUGCUUUUCUUCUGCCUGCGUGUCCUAAGUCUGAAGUGUGAUUGUAGCUCCAAUCAAACUGCCAUACAAUCAAACUGCCUUCCCCACCUGUAGAACCUGAGUAUGUUACUGAGUAAACAGAUUUCCAGAAAUCCAUAGGUAGCUGGGAGUACAUAUCAUCACUUUGAUUUGCAAGAACUUGAAUUAGAAAAUCCCUCACAUCUGGAUGGUUGUCUGUGCUCCUAGAUUCAGUUUUAAUACAGCCUCUACCUUUGCAACCUUGCAGAAGUAGUGCAUUAAGCUGUAGGGCUCCUGGUUUUUAAUGUAUAUUUACUAUUCCUUCAUUUGCCCUUCUUAUCUGGCUUUUAUUUUGGAUUUAGUGUGAACAAUGACAGCCCAGUACCUCACCUCUGUUGAAAGUAAUUUUUUUUUAUUAGUUAGGGAGCUAAGAAAUUUCAUGUUAAGUGUUCUUAGACGGAUUCUUUGGCAGGUAAAUGAAGUUAAACCACAUUCACCUUAUUUACGGAAACUUACCUUCCCUAAGUGUUUCCUGGCUUGUGAGAGCACUAUUACCAAAUUUUUCACAUCUUUGUCUUUGGUUGCAGAAAGUUGGUACUGAUUUUGUUUUCUUCACACUCACUCAGAUUCGUAAUAAAAUAAUGCCAAAUUA